Molecule: messenger RNA, 291 nt
Organism: Colletotrichum paranaense
Lineage: Eukaryota; Fungi; Ascomycota; Sordariomycetes; Glomerellales; Glomerellaceae
Exons: 1
Coding region: 1-291 (96 amino acids)
Source: RefSeq, a predicted model, not a curated record
AUGGGAAGCCUUCCCCCCUCCCCUCCUCUUCCACUCCCACCCUGGUGGAGUUUAACGGGUGUGCCUGUGUCAUCAGCAGCUGCCAUCUCACAGUGUUGCGAUCGGCGGCUUUUCCGUCCGGUCUCAAGCCUCGAAGUCAACGUACCUAGUGAGGAAUGGCUCAUAGCAAACUAUACUUUCAUGUUUACGAGUGCCUGUGUCGGAGAAGCUAUUCCGAAUACGUGUGAGUCCGUGAGGAAACACAAUAGCGGUAGUCAAAAGAUUAGUGAUAUGUUAGUGAUGGGGAGAUGA